AUGUUUGUUGGAGAAGACAAGGAGAAGGUUACUAAAAUAGUACGAGGUAGCAUGCAAGAAUUGGCGGAAGUAUAUGACCCCAUCCUAUCCGAUGACCCCAGAAUUGUAAUGCAGAACGGAAAGAUUUUGCAAGAUGGCUCAACAGCAGCGAUUUAUCAUCGUUUGAACCUU
Molecule: messenger RNA, 171 nt
Organism: Strongylus vulgaris
Lineage: Eukaryota; Metazoa; Nematoda; Chromadorea; Rhabditida; Strongylidae
Source: the annotation of a GenBank genome assembly